Molecule: messenger RNA, 946 nt
Organism: Drosophila innubila
Lineage: Eukaryota; Metazoa; Arthropoda; Insecta; Diptera; Drosophilidae
Product: COMM domain-containing protein 2
Exons: 1
Coding region: 170-865 (231 amino acids)
Source: RefSeq, a predicted model, not a curated record
AAUUGAUAUGAUUUAAAAAUAUUAAUUUGCAUGUGAGCUGCAUACUAUUCUGCAAAAUAAAUUUGCAAACAGAAUACUUGAGAGCGACGAUUUGUUUACGUUUUGUAUGAAGAUCUAACUUCUGUGCUACUAAUAAAAUCCAUCAAAAGUGGGUGUUGAAUAUAUAAAGAUGUCUUCGCCGCGCUUGAGUCAGGAGGAACGAGAUCAUCUGGUGUUGCUUCAACGUCCGGCAAGCGAAGUCGUUGAACUCUGCAAGUCGGCGUUUGAUUAUCUGGUGAACGGACCCAACUUGGAUCGCUAUGAUUUGCUGGCCAAGAAGUACACAGGCGAUGUGAACAGCGAAGCUGUGAAGAAAGCUGUGGAGGCGUUGAUAUCACUGCUCAUCCAUGUAACCACUCACACGCAAACCAACGGCGGCCCAGCAAAUAUCCGCCAGAUAUUUCCUGAUCUGAGCGAUGAAGUGCUUGAGGUUCUGGAACAGUUUGUAAGCAGCAAGCGCAACUUUGUGGAGGGCUCCAUUAAGUCUGCCAACAUACGCGCCUAUCGCCUAAUCAAUCUCGACUGGCGGCUGGAGGUACGCACAGCGUCUCGAUGUCUGCUGAACCAAUCAAACGUGGUGAUAACAAUGAAGUUGUACCUGCACACGGAGCCAAAGAGCGAAAACCGCGAGUUGCUGGAGAUCGACACAUCUGAUCGCAGCGAAAGGGAACUUGGUGCCAUGCAUGAGGAUCAGCGACGACAUCGCAAGGAUCUGUUGGUGCAAACGGAUGUCAGCAGUUUGGUGCACUUAAUCAAAUCCCUGGAGGAUGCCUUGGUAGAGUCCAAGACACGUCGCAUUAAGAACAUUGUUGAUGCAAUACAUUAGAAACAAAAUACUAGUUGCUAAGUCAAGAUCUUAACUAUAUUUUAAGCUGGACCAAUUUAUUACAACUACAACUAACUAGAA